This is a messenger RNA of Kockovaella imperatae, 1458 nucleotides long. Its product is annotated as major facilitator superfamily domain-containing protein. Gene Ontology annotation, cellular component: membrane. The transcript has 9 exons. Lineage: Eukaryota; Fungi; Basidiomycota; Tremellomycetes; Tremellales; Cuniculitremaceae. Gene Ontology annotation, molecular function: transmembrane transporter activity. The record is from RefSeq and is a predicted model, not a curated record. Gene Ontology annotation, biological process: transmembrane transport. The annotation marks the transcript as partial.
GCAUACGCGCCACAACUUGCGAGCAAGCUUGAUCUGUCUUCCACAGAGAUCAAUCUGAUCGGUGUUGCUGGAAAUUUCGGAAUGUAUCUUACGGGGCCUUUGUGGGGGAAAUUUGUUGAUUCGAGGGGACAGCAAAUGCAACUCACCGGCCAAAGGCCGCUUCUGUGCAGCAGUAUAGUCAUCUUCACAGGCUACUUCCUCGUCCACUCAUUCUAUUCCGGUGCCUUACCCAUACGUCCAGACUCCUCCCAUCAUCCCACCACGAUAGGCCUCCUCGGACUGGCAUUCGCAAUGUUCCUCUCAGGAUCAGGAGGAGCAGGCGGUCUAUCAGCAGCGGUCAACGCAGCUGCCAAAUCUUUCUCUGAUCAAACUCGAGCCACCGCUUCAGGCUUGGUUCUGGCAGGCUUUGGUCUCAGCGCCUUCGCAUUCAGUACCCUUGGUCACGUCAUCUUCGGUGGAGACGCUGGUGGCCUUCUGCUCCUGCUGAGCUUCGGUACCGGUAUUCCCAUUUUUCUGGGUAGCUUCAUCGUCCGUGCUGUACCACCAGCAACAGCGAACGGAUACGAGCCGGUUUCAGCUUUGGAAGAGGGAGAGGGAUAUGUUUCAAGAAACACCUCGGUCGAGCUCUCGAGAUCACGCUCACCCCGUCCACGCCAUCGUCAUGCUGAGCCAGAAGAUGGCAAAGCUCCUCUACGAGCUGGACAUUCAUACACGCCUUUCGAACUGCUUUUCACCUCGGACUUUUGGAUCAUUGGCGUGAUCCUCGCCUUGCUGUGCGGUACCGGAUUGAUGUAUAUCAACAAUGUUGGUUCUGUGGCUCUUGCCCUUACGCGAGAGGGCAAGGUGGACUAUGACCCUCGCGUCGUCAGCGCAUGGCAGGCGAAGCAAGUGGCAACCGUCAGUAUCUGGAAUUGUAUGGGUCGCAUCAUUGGAGGCAUCUAUUCCGAUUUCUGCAAGACGAGAUUUGGCAUGGAGAGGAUAUGGUUUCUUCCAGUCGUCGCCGGACUCUUCAUCAUCUCCCAAUUGUCUGCAUUGAACACGACGGUCGUCAGUAACCUGUGGAUAGUCUCUACCCUCUUAGGAUUGGCGUAUGGCAGUCUAUUCAACGUCGUGCCGAUGCUCGUCCUCGAAUGGUUCGGAAUGGGCCAUUUCAGCCAGAAUUACGGCUGGAUCUGUGUGGCGCCUGUCAUCGGAGGCAACGUAUUCAAUGUGGUCUUUGGACGUGUUUACGAUUCGAAUACCGUCGGACGCAUUGGGCUGCCAACCGGCGUCUCGGGGACCAUCAGCGAGCUCAGAAGGCUGGUCGUAAAGGCUGCUGGCGAAGUUGGAAGACAUGAUUGUAUGUGUUUGGUCGGCGAACAAUGCUACGGGACAGCAUUCAAGAUCUCGGCUCUUGGCUGCACCGUUGCUCUUGGUCUGAGUAUUUGGGCUGGUGUCAGACGACGCCGGAGAUUGUGA